GAAAUAUAUAUGUUUACGCGCGCGUGUUUUUUGUAUUUUUGUUUUUCAUCACUCACUUCAAUUCAACAUUUAGUCCAAUUAAUUUCGAUGUCAGCAGUGCAGCUCUGGAGGGGGGACUGAAAAGCGCAUAAUAUAAAAUCGGACGUGCGACAUAUUUGCUUCUGAGUUUGAUAAAAUAAUUUUCGAUUAUUGCUGGUGGUGCUGUGGUACAGCUGUGACCAGCCGCCUACGAGCGCGUUACUAAAUUCAUUGCCAGUGGCAGCUGAUUGAUAACGCCAAUGGUGUCUGUGGACGAUCGCACUACGCUCCAAAACAAUAGCGUAUUUUCACCAGCAUUAAGGGAGGAAGCAGCUGUUUUCUAUUUAUUGCUGCUGCUAAAUAGUAUACAAGAAUAAGCGGUACAAAUCAAGACAAAUAAAUAUUUUCAUAUUGGCGAAUCUAGAAAGUGUUUCAGUACAUAAAAAACUUCAAAAAAGAAAAGUGCGUAAUGUCCAAACCGAUUUUGUAUUAUGCGCUAUUUAGCCCACCGGCACGGGCUUGUAUGUUAACAGCCGAAUUAAUUGGACUUGAAUUGGAUUUGAAAUUUGUGGAUUUUGCCGCAAAACAACAUCUUACGCCAGAUUUUCUAUUGCUAAAUCCUCAGCAUCAAAUACCUGUUUUUGUGGAUGAUGACAAGGAGGUGUUUAUUGACAGCCAUGCGAUUAUGGCAUACAUGGUAUCAAAAUAUGGAAAGAACGAUAACUUAUAUCCUAAGGAUUUGAAGAAACGUGCACGCGUCGAUCAUAUGCUGCAUUUCGAAAAUGGAGUACUGUUUCAAGUAAUCAAAGAUAUGGUGCGACGUAACAUUUACGGUGGCGAAGGCGAAUUCAACAAAAUAACAUUGGAUCUGUGCGACAAUGCAUACAGUUUCCUCGAAGCUUUCAUUGACAAAAGCAACUUCUUUGGAAACAGUCCAACACUUACCAUUGCCGAUGUAUGCAUCAACACCACUCUAGUAACACUCGAUAUGCUUAUACCAGUCAAUAAUAACAGAUACCCAAAACUGGUUGCAUGGAUGAUACGUAUGAAGACAUUGCUGCCUUCAUAUGAGGAAGUGAAUUUAAAAGGAGCCAAGAUGCUGCACGAUCGCAUUAAGAACUGCAUGCGCGAGAAUAAAGCUAAAGAGAACAGUCAUACUGAUUACGACUGAGGUGAAACAGAUGCAGCAGGAUAGUUUUAUUUUAAAAGCAGAGUUAUUGAUCAACUAAAAUAUACGUCCAUAUACAUAUACAUACAUAUUUAUUAAAAAAGUUGUUAUUUAUGAGCAUCUAAUAGACAUUAAAAACCUUCUUAAAUUACAUAU
Messenger RNA from Rhagoletis zephyria (snowberry fruit fly), 1342 nucleotides. It is a transcript of the gene GstE13, whose product is annotated as Glutathione S transferase E13. NCBI's taxonomy places the organism in Eukaryota, Metazoa, Arthropoda, Insecta, Diptera, Tephritidae. The record is from RefSeq and is a predicted model, not a curated record. Gene Ontology annotation, biological process: glutathione metabolic process. Gene Ontology annotation, molecular function: glutathione transferase activity.